Messenger RNA from Conger conger (European conger), 2452 nucleotides. RefSeq names its product indoleamine 2,3-dioxygenase 1 (gene ido1). Gene Ontology annotation, cellular component: cytoplasm. The coding region runs from base 191 to 1582 and encodes 463 amino acids. Gene Ontology annotation, biological process: 'de novo' NAD+ biosynthetic process from L-tryptophan. NCBI's taxonomy places the organism in Eukaryota, Metazoa, Chordata, Actinopteri, Anguilliformes, Congridae. The transcript has 11 exons. Gene Ontology annotation, molecular function: L-tryptophan 2,3-dioxygenase activity; indoleamine 2,3-dioxygenase activity; heme binding. The record is from RefSeq and is a predicted model, not a curated record.
ACGACGCGAUCCCCAUUGGAUGCAGCUUGCACCUUCAGGAAGCCGGGGCUGAGCCUCAUUUUCCCGGCAGUACAGCGGGGCUGGCUAUGCAAACUGUCGGCAGUAGUCGCCGAUACAAUCGCUUUGGAUAUCUCUGUAAACCAACCAGUCUAGGCCAAAACUGAUGUUUUGUAUCUCGCAGUGACUCUGAAUGCUCUUCCUCAGUGUCGUACCUCGAAGCGCGACGAGCUACCUCGUCUGCAGCUUCGGUUACCGUAGGCACUGUAUUGAUACGCACAACAACAGUCCUCACUGUUCGUCAGAUCACCAACAGAUCGCCUCCUCUACCGAUCCCAUGGCCAGCAGCCCCACAGACGACCAGCCACCCUUCUCCCUGGAUUCCUACCACGUCUCCAAACAGUAUGGCUUCAUGCUCCCGGAACCCCUGGCUGAGCUGCCCCCAUACUAUCAGCCAUGGAUGGACAUUGCCCAGUGCGUCCCAGAGCUUAUCCACUCCCAUGCACUACGUGCCCGGAUCCAUCAGAUGCCCCAGCUGGACCCCAUGUUCCUCCAGAAGUACAGAGAGCUGCGCCUGGCACACCUGGCGCUCGCCGUAAUGACCAUGGGCUACGUGUGGCAGGAGGGUGAAACAGGCAUCGUGAAGGUGUUGCCCCGAAACCUGGCUGUCCCUAUCUGGGAGGUGUCCCAGCGCUUGGGGAUUCCUCCAAUCUUCCUCCACGGUGAUGGAGUGCUGACCAACUGGAGGAAGAGGGACCCUGAGGGCCCCUUUGACAUAGAGAACAUGGAGCUGCUGCUCAGUCUGCCAGGGGGAGAGAGUAUGGAAGGGUUCUUCAUCGUCACCAUGAUGGUGGAGAAGGCCGCAGUGCCUGGCCUAAAUGCCAUCCCAGUGGUGAUAAACGGAGUGCGUCGCGGAGAUGCCAAUAUGGUGACCAGGGCACUGGAGGACAUUGCCCAAGCCAUCGGCAGUAUGACAGAGAAACUCAGCCUGAUGCAUAAACACGUCGACCCAGGCACCUUCUAUGGGACCAUGCGGAUCUUUCUUUCAGGGUGGAAAGAUAAUCCCUGCAUGCCGGAGGGACUGGUGUAUGAAGGGGUGCAGGCAGAGCCCGUGCGGUUUUCGGGAGGGAGUGCAGCACAGAGCAGUUUCAUGCACUGCUUUGACGAGCUGCUGGGGGUGUCACACGAGCCCCAAAGUGGGGCCUUUCUCACACGUAUGAGGGACUACAUGUUCCCCCAACACAAGAGGCUGAUCCAGGACAUCUCCUCCAGUCCGUCCCUGCGGCAGUACGUGCUGAACCAGGACAGCGAUCCCCUGACCACCGCCUUCCACCGCUGCGUGUCCCAGCUGGUGGCACUGCGCAGUUAUCACAUCAACAUGGUGAGCCGCUACAUCGUCGUUCCCGCCGCCCGCGCCCGCCAACUCCGCGCCCAGGGGCAGGGGUGUGUGAAGAAUGCUCUGAGCAAGGCCCCCAAGGCCCUCGAGGAGACGGGCACAGGCGGCUCCGGAAUCAUGUCCUUCCUCAAGACCGUCCGUGACCGAACCAAGGAGGCCUCCCAGCCAACCCCCAAAGCAGACUCAUAGCCAAAUACCUCUGAGUCUCUCCACCCUCUCCUACCCCUCAUCCCCUGCUCAUAUGUUCUGUACCAGAACAUGCAACGACAAGAAAUUUGACAGUGUACAAUUUAAAGAAAAGAAUAAUACAUUAUGGUAGGCAUCGCUGAAGUGCAAUCUAAUUUCUAUUGAAGUCAGGAGUUUAUGACUGUAACUAUGUUUAAAGUAAACAAAACAAUACUCUGCAUACCAAAGUAUCACUCCGCAUUCCAAAAUUAAAUCUGUUCGACCAACAUUUUGAGUUUAAACAUGGCAUCAGUAUUACAGCGAUUCAAGCACUUUUGUCCAAACCACAAUCUAAAGCACAACCAUUAAUUUCAAUGUAAUGCGACCCCCAAAUCCCUUAAUUUAAUCUAAAUUAGAUUGCAAAAAAUAUCCCACAAACCCUAAUUCCUGGAAAGCAUGACCGUAGGGGACGGCUGGAAAGGGUGGUUAUAUUCAGAAUAUCUAAGCAAGCCUGAGAAAAGCUAAGUUGGGAAUCGUUUUGGAAUGUAUCAUGUAUGGAGGAUUCUGCUUCUAGAACAGUAUGGUUAUAGCUGCAGCUACUCCGGUUCAGUGCACUGAAACCCACAGGGCAGAAGCACAGCUCCACACAGAGCUGCUACACAUAGAGGGUCCACAGGAGGGCACUAAGCACACAGUGUGUUCUGAGGAGUGAGGCAGUGGUGGAGAGACCGCUGAACUGCGGUCAGUGUGACUGACUGACAGACACACACACACUCACAUUCUGUGGUACUUAACCCUUCUCCCACAAUGCACUGUAUCCAAAACUAGCAUUGUCAAGGAGUCGUGACUUCAUAUCUGCUGCUUAAAGAUGUAAAUUAAUAAAAACAAUAAAAC